UUGCAUCCGACCAAUUGUGAAUGUGAAUGUGAAGAAGAACAUUGUUUUUCAACUGUAUAGUUUGUUUUUAAUACUUAAAUUUAUUAAGCAUUUAAUUAAAUAGUGUUUAUAAUACUUGAAAAUACAGCAGUUUCGAGAAAUUUCCAAAAGAUCGAUCUCUCACAAUGACCCGUCAUUGGAUGACGAGCUUAUUAAUCAUCGCACAAAUAUACAAUGCAGUAUUGGGUGUGGAUUUGUACGAUCGAGCGCUAUUCGUCAAAUCCGAUGACAUACGAAAAGCAAGAGAGAUACACACGAAAGUAUCACAAAUAGCUCCCAAUUCCAUGGACCAGACAGUCGACCACAUACUCACGUGGUUACAAUCGAGAUACCAGAACACACAAAAUCAACGUUUAGCUCGCCAAGACAACGCACAGCAGCGUCCCCGUCCUUUUGAGGCCACACAACCUCAAGAAUUCCGGGGCUAUCUUCCUCCUCAACCACCUCCACAGCCGGAGUUCUCUGUACCGACCAGUUCUCAGUUCCCUCAGGCCCCCGAAGCAGCUCCUCCAGCAGUCGACAAUAUCUUUCAGACCACCACGUCGGACCAAACUCCGCAGUCGCAACAGCCUCCGCAACAGUCGCAACAACCCUUGCAACAGUCACAACAGCUCUCUCAACAACCGCAACAGCCCUUGCAACAGUCUCAACUACCCUCGCAACAACCGCAACAGCCACAACAACCGUCGUUAUCACCCACAAUAGCUCCGGAAAACUUUCAGGCUUCAGUAACGGGUUCGGAAAACCAACCGACCGAUUUCUCGUCCCAGAUGCUGCAGACAACAGUUGGCUUCACGGACGAGUCGACUGGUUUCUUGGUUACGAACCCGCCGUUCGAACCCAACUCAGAAAACUUGCAAUCCAACCUGGACACCGUUUCCCAUCCACCACACAUACAUAACAUCAAUGUGCAGUGCUCGAAGGAAAUGAUGACCAUAAACGUAGAGUUCAACAAACCGUAUGAUGGCGUGAUAUACUCAAAGGGAUUCUACAACAGCCAGGAGUGCAGAUACGUGAACCCGAAUUCCGGCCAGACCAAGUAUUCGUUCAAAGUGAUGUUGAACUCUUGCGGGACACAUUUUGUCGAUGAGUUUUCCACAGGCAAACAGGCUUACUUGGAGAACGUGUUGGUUGUGCAAAAUGAACCAGGAAUACAAGAGGCUUGGGAUGUUAUUCGUACCGUCAGAUGUCUGUGGGAAGGAAAUUUGAACAAAGCUCUGUCCAUUGCGCUGAACAUCGGCAUGUUGAAUCAGGAAGUGGUGACGUUCAGUGGCGAUACGGCAACUGCCAGACUCGAUAUUCAAAGCGGCAAAGGACCGUUUGCUCCGCCCGCCAACGGUCUGGUGAAGAUCGGAGAGACCAUGACCCUGGUGGUGACGGUGGACGGCGACCCGGGUUUCAACGUGCUGGUCAGGGAGUGUGUGGCCCGCGACAGCAACCCCGAGUCGGGCAACCAGCUGCAACUGACCGACAGCCAGGGCUGCGUGGCGAAACCGAAGCUGUUCGGUAGUUUCCAGACCACGACGAACCCGGCAACCGGAUCACUGAUAGCCUACGCGUACUUCCAGGCUUUCAAGUUCCCGGACGUCAUGGACCUGUUGAUCGAGUGCAACGUCGAACUGUGCAAAGCCAACUGUCAGCCGUGCGCGGAACCGAAUCAGAAAAUCGAUCCUGGCCGUAGAAGGCGAGACGUGCCACCGACCACCGGCAACAAUACGAUUAAUGCGUUCGACGACAGUGCGGAUUCCAUGAUGUUAGUCGGUCGCGUUCACGUUUAUUCGCCCGACGACUUGAUGGCCGACAAUUUCAAUCGGACCCUAUCCUACGGCGCCACCAACGACGUAUUGGAUCCGCUGCAAGCGUUCGCCGCAGGCGAUAGAAUGUUGUGCAUCUCAUCUAAAAAGUUUUACAUGACGUACUCAUUCAUGGUCGCGGUGACUCUAAUAUCGAGUGCAAUGAGUAUGAUCUUGUGGAUCAGACUGCAACGAAAGAGCUACAAAGUAUAAAUGGUACAAGAACGAGAUCGUCAAUAAACAGUGGCACGGUCUGACAUCUGAAACUUAUUCGUAACCAUCAUGAUUUUUAUACACCACGUCCAGAGGUUUUUUUUUUUAAAAAAAAUAUUGUACAUAUACAAAACGAAUAUCUGCUAUUAUUUUUUUACCAUUUUUAC
Sipha flava (yellow sugarcane aphid) is the source of this 2212-nucleotide messenger RNA. RefSeq lists its product as uncharacterized. The transcript has 11 exons. NCBI's taxonomy places the organism in Eukaryota, Metazoa, Arthropoda, Insecta, Hemiptera, Aphididae. The record is from RefSeq and is a predicted model, not a curated record. The coding region runs from base 165 to 2045 and encodes 626 amino acids.